CACCGUUCUCAUCCACAACUCGUCAUCGCUCAUCACAGAUAAAUCCUUUCCCCCUCCAUUUCAUUUCAGCGUCGCGAAAAAUGGUAGUCGUUGAUCCGAAAGCCGUCGCCUCGGCGCACCAGUUCACCGUGGUCAUCGACGGCGUCGAGACGACCGUCCACGAGGGCGUGCUCCGGCGCAACGGCGGCACGGUGGCCGUGGUCGGCCCGGGCGUCCUCGAGGUGAGCCGUCUCCAGCACGUGGUGGUGCGCGGCGGGGGCGGGGGCGACGUGCGCUUCUCCCGGUGCCUGUACGCGGCCGCCGAGGACUGCGGCGCGGCGUCGUUCCACCGGUGCGACGCGGUGCGCGUGGAGGGCGCCCGCGCCGUGGCCGUGCGCCGGUGCCGCUCGGCCGACGUGGAGCGCGCGGGCGCCGUGGCCAUCCGCCGCUGCAAGGGCGCCGCGCGCGUCCGCGGCGCCGGGGAGCUGCGCGUGGGCCGGUGCCGGGAGGCCGACGUCGGCGCGUGCGCCGACGUCGCCGUGGCCCGCUGCCGCGCCGCGCGCGCCGACUGGUGCGGCGCGCUCGCCCUCGGCAGGUGCGGUUCCGCCGACGUCAGCCGCUGCGGCGCCGUGCGCGUCGACCGGUGCCGCGACGCCACCGUGGCCGGGUGCGGCACCGUCGCCGUGCGCCGCGGCAAGGUCAGCAUGGUGGAACUGGACCAGCAGAUGCCGCCGGAUUUCCAGGAUCAGACCCCGAUGUGUCAGCAGGGUGGACCUGUCCUCGCGACGCCGGUGGCAGUCGUGGCCAAGUGAAAGGAGCGAGAUGCAUACUUCGCCCCGUCGUAUCGUACGACCGAUAGUCGCAUUCGUAUUUACGCGCAAAGUAUACAUUAAUAUUUGUAAUAUUAUUGUGUAUAUAUGUGGAGACAAAUCCUUGUUCGAUUAGUCUCGGUAUUGUUCUAAUAUAUGUUAUUGUACUAGUAA
Molecule: messenger RNA, 962 nt
Organism: Zea mays
Lineage: Eukaryota; Viridiplantae; Streptophyta; Magnoliopsida; Poales; Poaceae
Exons: 1
Coding region: 81-791 (236 amino acids)
Source: RefSeq, marked validated